GGAUUGAGUUCAGUUAUAGCUGAAAUGUUAAUUAAUGCAACAUAACAAAUAGGAAAAAUACAGUUAUCCACACAGAGUGCACUCUUCCCAGUUUAUUCAACUCUGAACUAGUUUCCUUCUUCAGCUCCAUGUUCAUUAAAUUGCUCUCUAAUCUUCAUCUUCAUCAUCAUCAAUGGCAAUGUAUUCACCUAACAUCACAUACAUGACAUGAUCAAACCUUAAUAUUAUCAUUUUUUUUUUGCUCAUAAAACUCAACACUUUUAUUUCUAUGGCUUCUCAUUGCCUCAUUCAUUUUCCCCCUUCACCAUCUUCAUCACAAUUCUUAAACCCUAAAUUCAAAAAGUUUCCUAAACCCUCCAAAUUCCGUUCAAUCUCGUCGCGAAUUCAAACUCCAGAACCCGACAAUGAUGAAAAAGACAAAACCCCCAAUAACAACAACCUCAAUUUCCUCAAUCUCUCCGUAACCCUCACAAUUAUCUCCGCUUCACUUCCCCAAUCCGCCACCGCCGUCACCACCGUCAAGGGAAAAAAACGAGCACCCAAAAAGGUCGAAGCUCUAACUUUGGAGGAGCUGAAAUCAUGGACCGAAGGACUUCCCAUUGUUUCAGAACGCAUUCCUUAUACCGAAAUCCCUGAAUUAUUGAAAUCAGAGAAACUCAAACACAUAGUGAAACCUUCUACCGUUGAUUUGAAGGAACAUGCUGUUCCUGUUUUGGUUGUUUUGGAAGAUUCUAGAGUGUUGAGAACAGUGUUGCCAUCUAUCGAAAGCGAUGGCAAGUUUUGGGGUUCAUGGGAUGAAUUAAAGGUUGAUUCUUUUUGUGUGAAUGCAUACUCACCACCCAUUAAGACUCCAGAGAUGCCACUUCCUUUGUUGUCUAAGAUUUGGUUGUCUCUUCCAUUUCACAAGCCUUUGGUUUCCUUUUUAAAUAGAUUAAUGCCGAAGAAACCAUCGAAGAAGGCUUUGGAGUUGAGGCAAGCUAGGAUGGAGUUGCUGAGGCAGAAGAAAGAGGAAGUGAUGAAGAAAGGGCAGGAGAGGGAGAUGGUGGAGAGGAAUGUAAGGAAUAAGAAGAGAGAGGAGGACAGGGAAAGGAGACAGAUAAGGAGGACAGAGUAUGGGCAAAGGAUGCUUAAAGCAAAGAGUAGUUCAUUUAUAGGUGCUAAUCUUUGGUAUCGAAUGUCGAAGGACAGAAAUGUGGUUAAUGCACUUGGAGUGGUUUUUUUCUUAAUUUUUUAUAGGACUGUGGUGUUUAGUUAUAAGAAGCAGAAAAAGGAUUAUGAAGAUAGGGUUAAGAUUCAGAAAGCCGAUGCGGAGGAGAGGAAGAAGAUGAAGGAGUUGGAGGCCGAGACGGGGUGGACUGAAGCUGGUGCUGAUGAUGAUGAGAGUGAGGCGGGGAAAGGAGAGGACAAUCCUUAUUUGAAAAUGACAAAGGAGUUUAUGAAAUCGGGGGCACGAGUUCGAAGAGCGCAGAAUAGAAGGCUUCCUCAGUAUCUUGAGAGAGGUGUGGAUGUGAAGUUUACUGAUGUGGCUGGCCUUGGUAAAAUACGCCUUGAACUUGAGGAGAUUGUCAAGUUCUUCACUCAUGGAGAGAUGUACCGAAGGAGAGGAGUGAAAAUCCCAGGUGGCAUACUUCUUUGUGGGCCUCCUGGUGUGGGAAAGACAUUGCUGGCAAAAGCUGUGGCUGGUGAGGCAGGGGUUAAUUUCUUCUCUAUUUCUGCUUCACAGUUUGUGGAAAUAUACGUUGGUGUUGGGGCUUCUCGUGUUCGAUCACUUUACCAAGAAGCCAAAGAUAAUGCUCCCUCUGUUGUCUUCAUUGAUGAGCUCGAUGCUGUUGGAAGGAAGCGUGGCUUGAUUAAAGGUUCAGGUGGACAGGAACGCGAUGCUACUCUUAAUCAGCUCCUGGUGUGCUUAGAUGGAUUUGAAGGAAGAGGGGAGGUGAUCACUAUUGCCUCCACAAAUCGACCGGACAUUCUGGAUCCAGCCCUUGUAAGACCUGGCCGGUUUGAUCGGAAAAUAUAUAUCCCCAAACCUGGUUUCAUUGGCCGCAUUGAAAUUCUAAAGGUCCAUGCUCGUAAAAAGCCAAUGGCUGAAGAUGUGGACUAUGAAAUUGUUGCUAGUAUGAGCGAUGGAAUGGUUGGUGCGGAGCUAGCCAACAUAGUUGAGGUUGCUGCUAUCAAUAUGAUGCGGGACUCGAGAACCGAGGUUACUACCGAUGACUUAUUACAAGCUGCACAAAUGGAAGAGAGAGGAAUGCUAGAUAGAAAGGAGAGAAGCAAAGAGAAAUGGAAACAAGUAGCUAUAAAUGAAGCUGCGAUGGCUGUCGUGGCUAUGAACUUGCCUAAUCUUGAUGAUAUUGAAUAUAUCACAAUUGCUCCUAGAGCUGGUAGGGAAUUGGGUUAUGUUCGGACGAAGCUGGAUUCAUUCAAAUUUAACGAUGGAAUGCUCACUCGACAAUCUCUUUUUGAUCAUAUAACUGUUCAACUAGCACCGCGCGCAGCCGAUGAAGUGUGGUUUGGGAAAGGUCAGUUGAGUACCAUAUGGGCUGAAACUGCAGACAAUGCUAGGUGUGCUGCAAGAAUGUUUAUUAUUGGCGGGCUUUCUGAAAAGUAUCAUGGAGUAUCCAAUUUCUGGUUGCCAGACCGAAUUAACGAAAUUGAUUUGGAAGCAAUGCGGAUUCUAAACUCGUGCUAUGAACGUUCGAAAGAGAUCCUGCAGCAAAACAGAGUGCUGAUGGAUGCUGUGGUGAAUGAACUUGUUGAGAAGAAAAGCUUAACUAAAGAAGACAUAGUUCAUCUUGUGCAGUUGCAUGGUCCCGCAAAACCAAUGCCUGUUAGCAUAUUUGACAUAAGGGAUGCCAAGCUUAGAGAACUGCAAGAAAUGGCUAGUAUUGGAAAGGAAACAGGCAAAUCAUAAGGGCAAGUGCCCCACCAAUUUUGUGAAUUUUCUAUUAUAUGCAUAUUUAAUGUAUCUUAUUGUCGUAUUAUAUGCUAUUUCUUUACACAAUUACACAACCUUUAUGGAAAAGAGCAUAGAAAAAUUGAAGGGAAGAUAAUACUAGAUAUUCUUAUUAAUUAUUGUCAAAUAUAUUUAAUAAAUUAAAUAUAACUUUCUAUCAUAA
This is a messenger RNA of Cicer arietinum (chickpea), 3116 nucleotides long. RefSeq names its product probable inactive ATP-dependent zinc metalloprotease FTSHI 2, chloroplastic. The record is from RefSeq and is a predicted model, not a curated record. Gene Ontology annotation, molecular function: metalloendopeptidase activity; ATP-dependent peptidase activity; ATP hydrolysis activity. Lineage: Eukaryota; Viridiplantae; Streptophyta; Magnoliopsida; Fabales; Fabaceae. Gene Ontology annotation, cellular component: chloroplast. Gene Ontology annotation, biological process: proteolysis; protein import into chloroplast stroma.